GUGAACAACUCCCUUUCUGCCCUCUUGUGUGAAUUCCGUGGAAAGUUGGCGAGAACCGCAGAUUACUACCACCAACAACCGCUCCUUCCGAACUUUCUAACACCCACCCACACACCACACACCACCACCUCCACCACCGCUUUCUCACCAGCGAGAGCUUCUGAAACCGCCGCAUACCAACACAAUAUUGGCCGGUCAGCGACAUCCUCCCAGCGAACGCAGCCGGCUGUGAUAUCGGCAGGCCGACUCCCGACGCCUCUGUCUCAGACGUGUCGUCAAAAGCCGCUUUUUCGUUGUCUGUAGGACGAAUACAGCAACUACGCCUCGAUUCCUGCUUCACCAACGCUUGCGCUACCAACGCCUUCCGGCAUCAGCCGCAGACAGAUAACAGCCUUGGGACGACACAAUCGGGUUCUCUUGAACAUCCGAUUUUGCCAAGAUGCCUAGCUUCGAGGAAACUCCAGCGCCGAAAGGCAGGCUCCUGCUCAUCUCCAACCGUCUGCCAAUCACCAUCAAGCGCUCCGAUGAAGGUCACUACGACUUCACCAUGUCGUCCGGUGGUCUGGUGGCCGGUCUGUCGGGUCUAUCAAAGACUACCGAGUUCCAGUGGUAUGGCUGGCCCGGUCUGCAAGUGCCCGAGAACGAGCUCGGACUCCUAAAGCAACGCCUCCGAGACGAGCACAGCGCUGUGCCCAUUUUCAUGGACGAUGAGCUAUCGGAUCGCCAUUACAACGGCUUCUCCAACAGUAUCCUCUGGCCGCUGUUUCACUAUCACCCGGGCGAGAUUACGUUUGACGAGUCUGCAUGGGAUGGAUAUGUCGAGGCCAACCGCAUAUUUGCAAAGGAGAUUGCAAAAGACGUCCAAGACAAUGACUUGGUCUGGGUGCACGAUUACCAUCUCAUGCUUCUCCCUGCCAUGCUCCGUGAAGAAAUCAACAAGGCAGGAGCCAAUAAGAAGAAGAACGUCAAGUUCGGUUUCUUCCUCCACACCCCAUUUCCGUCCUCGGAGAUCUACCGGAUUCUGCCUGUCCGAAACGAGAUCCUGCAAGGUGUACUGCACUGCGAUUUGAUUGGAUUCCACACAUACGAUUACGCUCGGCACUUCUUAUCAGCAUGCGCUCGCAUACUGGGCCUUGCUACAACACCAAACGGCGUCGAAUUUCAAGGCAAGCUUAUCACUGUCGGUGCUUUCCCUAUUGGCAUCGACCCAGAGAAAUUUGUGCUCGGACUGCAGAAAGAAAACGUCAUCCGGAGGAUCGAGACACUGAAGAAGAAGUUUGAUGGUGUCAAGAUCAUUGUCGGAGUCGAUCGCCUCGACUACAUCAAGGGAGUUCCUCAGAAGCUGCACGCCCUUGAGGUCUUCCUGACCGAACACCCAGAGUGGAUCGGCAAAGUAGUGCUCGUACAAGUGGCCGUCCCGUCACGGCAGGAUGUUGAGGAGUACCAGAACCUUCGCGCUGUGGUCAACGAACUGGUCGGCCGCAUUAAUGGCAAGUUUGGCACGAUAGAGUUCAUGCCCAUCCACUUCAUGCACAAGUCGGUCAGUUUUGAUGAACUCACCGCUCUCUACUCCAUCAGCGACGUAUGCCUGGUCAGCUCCACUCGCGACGGCAUGAAUCUGGUAUCCUACGAGUACAUUGCCUGCCAACAGGAGCGACACGGCUCGUUGAUUCUGUCAGAGUUUACUGGAGCUGCACAGAGCCUCAACGGAGCCCUAGUCGUGAACCCCUGGAAUACUGAGGACCUCGCAGACUCCAUACAUGACGCUGUCACCAUGGGCGAGGAGCAGCGUACCAUGAACUACCAGAAAUUGGCAAAAUAUGUCAACAAGUACACGUCCGCCUGGUGGGGCGAGAGCUUUGUGUCAGAGCUGACCCGAAUCUCUGAGCAAGCUGAGAAGAAGCUCAAGGUCCGCCAGUCGAAUGUACUCGAUCCCGCUGGGACAGCUAUAGACGACAGCUUCCCCGAGGACAAGAAAGAAGGCACUAGUCAACCUGCGGUUGCAGACACCACUGGCGAAAGCCAGAAGGUGGAAGCGAGCGAUCAGGAGACUAAGUAAGGAUGUUCUUUCCAGUGCUGGCUCGGGAUCACGAUACGAGAUAUGACAAAAUGACCACUAACCUUGAUUGUGAAUAGGGAAGAAUAUGAUGAUGAGGAAGGACUUGUGAUUCAGUUCAGAGGCAGGGCCGACUCGAUUCUGUUACGAGGGGUGUAAGGUGAAGCAUGGGCCCGAACACUGCAUACGAUAGAGAGCUAUGGGGAAAUUCAAACAUCAGCAUGGAGCUACUGAUUCUUGGCAGAAUGCGUAUAGAAUGAGGAUAUAGUCUCCCACGGCAUGAGUCUCGUGGGAGUAGCUCAAAGAAACAACGAGGAACGAGUGUACCAUGUUCCAUCUUACAGAAGUUGUACCUCUAGAGUGUGGGCACUAGAAUCAAACAUUCAAACCAGGAUAAGUACUGUAUCGUACGACCCCUCUGAUUGACGUGACGUAAUAUCAUGUGCAGUGUGCACCUUGAUGGUAGCCUACUCUAUUGAGAUAUUUACAAACACAUAUCGAGGUGAAGUGGAUUUCAUCAGCAUACAACAAGAACACAAACUACACGCCACGUCGCCACAUACAUUGCGCAAAAUGGCACCGAUACCAGCUACCUGGUCGAAGUUGGCCGCAACAGGCCCACUGCAACGCUCAUCUCACAACGUCAACGCCAUCGGCAACACCAUAUAUGUGUUCGGCGGUGAGCUCAGACCCCGAGAGCCUCGCGACAACAACAUUCACAAGAUCAGUUUAGAUGGCACGACAUCCGUCCAGUCUCUCCAAGCCCCGCACAUGGCUCCUUCUCCACGUGUAGGUUCAGCGAGCGCAACAAUCGGCGAUAAGAUCUAUUUCUUCUCUGGCCGAGGAGGUCCCGAAAUGGCGCCUGUAGAUGAGAAAGGCGCUGUGUGGUCGCUCGACACGCGCUCGAACGAGUGGACGUUACUCUCACCUUCAUCUCCUUUGUUCCCCGAUGCGAGAAGCUACCACACCAUUGCAUCAGAUGGAGCCGACACCAUCUACGUCCACGCUGGCUGUCCUGAGAAGGGCCGGCUGGCGGAUCUCUGGGCGUUCAGUGUCUCCAAGAAGGAAUGGAAGCAGCUGAGUUCUGCUCCAGAUCCGCCUCGAGGCGGGACGUCGAUUGCUUGGGCAGAUGGAAAGCUGUAUCGCAUGAAUGGGUUCGAUGGACAGAAGGAGGUGGGAGGGGAUCUUGAUGUGUAUGAUCCGGCCAAUGACAGCUGGAGUACGGUAUCUUUCCAGGCGAAUGGCAAGGACGGUCCCGGUGCACGAAGUGUUGCGGCGCUUGUGCCUGUCAAGGUCCACGGAGGCACGAGUCUGGUGACAUUGUUUGGCGAGAGCGAUCCCAGCUCUUUGGGUCAUCAAGGAGCGGGUAAGAUGCUAUCGGACAUUUGGGCUUAUUCGCUGGAGAACAAGACUUGGUCGGAGAUCAGUAUCCAGUCGAAUGAGGCCAGGCCAGACGCGAGAGGUUGGUUCGAUGCCGAUGUAGUGGCUCUGGAUGAAGGAGAGGGUGUUGCUAUCUCGGGUGGACUGGGAGAGACCAAUGAGCGACUCAACGAUCUCUGGUUGCUCAGCUUUUGAAGUGCUCUCGAGGCAGACUGUCGUCACGGCCAUGCCAGGCUCUGCCUCAGUGCCUGUGCUCAAGAAAUGUAGCAAUCUCAUUCGAAGAUAACAGACAUGUACCGCUUGUAUAUACUGUAUGUUCCUGUACAUGUAGUGGUAUCUGACUCAGCUCCGACGUCGGCAACGACAUCAUGAUCACCAUUACUA
Sphaerulina musiva SO2202 is the source of this 3820-nucleotide messenger RNA. Its product is annotated as glycosyltransferase family 20 protein. The record is from RefSeq and is a predicted model, not a curated record. Gene Ontology annotation, cellular component: cytosol; alpha,alpha-trehalose-phosphate synthase complex (UDP-forming). Lineage: Eukaryota; Fungi; Ascomycota; Dothideomycetes; Mycosphaerellales; Mycosphaerellaceae. The transcript is spliced from 3 exons. The coding region runs from base 440 to 2059 and encodes 539 amino acids. Gene Ontology annotation, biological process: trehalose biosynthetic process; cellular response to heat. Gene Ontology annotation, molecular function: alpha,alpha-trehalose-phosphate synthase (UDP-forming) activity.